GAUAUAUGACGUUUGAAUGUCUUAGCUGCACAGCCUCAAGAGCUUGUAUUCUAUAAAUUGGGUGUGUCACCCAUGCAUCUAGUACAAAGCACACCCUACCUUCGCUCAUCUUUCGCACAAUGCAGGCAACAACCUCAACGGCGACAAAACCCGCCCCACCUAAAUCAUACAAUUUCAGCCUAGAGAAUAUGAAAAAUACAAAGAUAUUCAAUAACCAACCGGCUUCUCCAUUAUACUCGGUGGUCACCGACACAAAGUCAGACAAGCGGACUGACAUCUUUGAUGCUCGUGGCAAUCAUCUCUUGGCUCGGAUCGACAGGAGAGAUAUCCUGCCAGACACCAUCACGUUUCCUAAUAGAAAUGGUGGCUCUUCAAUAAACCUUAGUAAAUGGCUGCAGAAAAGCAAGCUUGAGAAUGGACAUCAUAUCCACUCCAUCGAGACUGCACAUGGAACCUGUGUUUGGAAGUCGGACGCUGAUUACCGGCUUGCUUUAUAUCGGAAGGGUGACAUGUCCAACCCUAUUGCGCACCUCCAACAGGGAACACGAACUCAAAACUUCGCGGUGAUCAUGCAGGGAGAAGCGGAGCUUAUUCGUGACGACGUCAUCAUAUCCUUCUUGAUUCUUGAACAACGGCUAAGAAUAUCUGAAAAGAACAUCGUUGUCGGCGGGGGCAAGUUCGAGCAAAAUCGAACGGUAUUGGGAUAUCACGUUAAUACACCGUGAUUCCCUGGAUGUGGAUCCACGUCAGGGGUUUGAGAUGCAGAGCGCUUGGUUUGGAAAGCCAUAGAUGUUCUUGAGGUAACGUGAACUGGUCCGCCAGCUAAAAGGGGGUACCAUUCUUUGGGAUUGUA
This is a messenger RNA of Suillus discolor, 853 nucleotides long. RefSeq lists its product as uncharacterized. The transcript is spliced from 3 exons. Bases 120 to 725 code for a protein of 201 amino acids. NCBI's taxonomy places the organism in Eukaryota, Fungi, Basidiomycota, Agaricomycetes, Boletales, Suillaceae. The record is from RefSeq and is a predicted model, not a curated record.